AUGGACAACACGGAUCUGGCAAUCGGUCUGAUCUUCUUAAUAGAGACUACCAUUGGAGUCCUGGGUAAUUUCUCACUUAUCGGUCAUUAUAUCAUCCUUUCCUUCACUGAGUAUGAGUGGAGGUCCACAGAUUUCAUUCAUAAGCACCUGAUUGGAGCCAACGUCUUAGCCCUGCUCUGUAAAGGAGUCCCCCAGACUAUGGCAUCAUUUGGGCGGAAAUAUUUCCUCAGUGACCUGGGAUGCAAACUUCUUUCCUUUCUUCACAGAGUGGGGAGGGGAGUGUCCAUUGGUAGCAUCUGCACCUUGAGUGUGUACCAGGCCGUCACAAUCAGCCCUAGGAACUCCAGGUGGGCAGAGCUUAAAGUUAAAGCUCCCAAAUAUAUUUUCCCCUCAAUUUUCCUGUGUUGGAUCCUGCAAAUGCUGGUAAAUAUCAUUUUUCCCAUCUACUUAACAAGGACAUCGAGUGAUAAGAACAUCACAGACAAAAAGGAAUUUGGAUACUGUUCUUCAGAUCGUCAUGACAAAAUGGAAGACUCACUGUUUGGAGUGUUGUUAUCAUUCCCUGAUGUGUUAUGUUUGGGGCUCAUGCUCUGGUCCAGCAUCUCCGUGGUUUUUCUUCUGUACAGACACAAGCAGCGGGUCCAACAUAUUAGAAGAACCACUGCUUCUUCCAGGACAUCCCCAGAGGCCAGAGCCACCAAAACCAUCCUUCUCCUGGUGAGCACCUUUGUCUAUUUUUACACCCUCUCCUCCGUCUUUCAACUUGUAAUCAGUCUUUUUGAUAAUCCCAGCAUGAUCCUUGUGCAGUUCGCUGCAGUCGUGUCUCUGUGUUUCCCAACUGUCAGCCCCUUUCUGCUCCUAGCCACAACGCCAAGGUAUUCAAGAUACCGAAGAUACCGAAGGUCUGCUUUGCAAGGAGAAGGAAGAUAAAACCUCCUUGACUUAUGAAAACGAUGUAGAGUGUAUGUAUUUCUACAAUGUACAGUUGCCAAUUCUUUCAUCCCCCUCACAGUCCUGACAAAAAGUGUGAGUCACAAGACAAUGAUGAACAGGGAAUUUGACCUUCUUCUUUAGGAAACGAUAUAUCCGAAUAACAUUGUAAUGAGACAUCAUGAUCUUGUCAAUCCCCAUAUAACUGAAGGUUUUCUAAUACUUUUUGUAAAGCACUUCAGAAUUUAUGCAAUAAUA
Suricata suricatta (meerkat) is the source of this 1188-nucleotide messenger RNA. Its product is annotated as vomeronasal type-1 receptor 4-like. The record is from RefSeq and is a predicted model, not a curated record. The transcript is spliced from 2 exons. NCBI's taxonomy places the organism in Eukaryota, Metazoa, Chordata, Mammalia, Carnivora, Herpestidae. Bases 1 to 930 code for a protein of 309 amino acids. Gene Ontology annotation, biological process: G protein-coupled receptor signaling pathway. Gene Ontology annotation, cellular component: membrane. Gene Ontology annotation, molecular function: pheromone receptor activity.